AUGGAUCAAUUUACUAACAAAGAACAUCCUGAUUAUGUUCCUGGUACUCUUAAUAUUUAUUCUUCUACUAAUUUAGAAAAUGGCGUUAUUUACGGUGAUAAAUUGAAGAGAGAGCCAAAAUCGGAAAUUGUAUUAAUGCCACAGCCAUCGGACUCACCUAAUGAUCCCCUAAACUGGAGUCCAUUUAGAAAAUACUUUCAUUUUGCUUUAAUGUCAUUUAUCACUGCUUUUACCGCUGCAACCUCCAACGAUGCAGGUGCUGCUCAGGAUUCUUUGAAUGAAAUCUAUGGGAUCUCGUACGAUGCAAUGAACACAGGUGCUGGUGUUUUAUUUUUGGGUAUUGGAUGGGGUACCUUUUUCAUGGGACCCUUUGCAUAUUUAUACGGCCGUAAAUUGACAUAUAUUAUUUGUACUGUCUUAGGUUUAUUUGGUGCUUUGUGGUUUGGUUUGGCCAAUAGAACCGCUGACACCAUUUGGUCCCAAUUAUUUGUUGGUAUCAGUGAAUCAUGUGCUGAGGCCCAAGUCCAAUUGUCCUUGACUGAUCUUUACUUUCAGCACCAAUUGGGCUCUGUUUUGACCAUUUAUAUUUUAGCUACUUCUAUUGGUACUUUCCUAGGACCUUUGAUUGCUGGAUACAUUUCGGACUUAACCAAUUUUAGAUGGGUUGGUUAUACAGCUUUAAUUAUUAACGGUGGGCUAUUAAUAUUUAUACUUUUCGGAUGUGAGGAGACUUAUUUUGAUAGGUCUCGUUAUAGAACCCCUAUUACUUCACAAACCACUGUUGAAGGAUACUCCGAUGGCAUUUCUUCAGACAACUGGAAGAAGGAAUAUACCAAUGCUACCAAUUCUAAAACUGAAAACAAAUUUACAAAUAAAGAAAUUAAUUUAGAAAGAAUUGAUGAUAUCGAUGAGAAGGAAUUUAAACAGCAGUCACCCUCACAAGCCGAGGAACUUUUGAUUGAUGGUAGCCAGGAAGAACUUGCACCAUAUUGGAAAAGAAUUGCGUUAAUUACUAAAGCUACAAAUUUGAAAGGAAUAGGUAUUAAACAAUAUAUCAAAUAUUUGCUGAUCACAUUGAAGAUGUUCAGUUUCCCCCCAGUCUGGUUAGCAGGGUUUUUUUGGGGCUGGCAAGAUGUUUUACUAUCUUUUUACUUAACCACUGAAGAGGACCAAUAUUAUGAUGCUCCAUGGAACUAUUCAGAUGCUGCUGUUGCCAUUAUGAAUGUUCCAACUUUAAUUGGGGCAGUUAUUGGAUGUUUAUAUGCUGGUGUAAUUAGCGAUUACUUUGUCUUGUGGUUAGCCAGAAGAAACAAAGGCAUCGUGGAGGCCGAAUAUAGAUUGGUGUUUGCUGUGGCAUGUGCUGUUAUUUGCCCUGCAGGUUUGUUCAUGUUUGGUGUGGGUACAGCAAAAGUUGAGAACUGGAGGGUGAUGUAUGUGGGACUUGGGUUUAUCGGAUUUGGAUGGGGUUGUUCUGGUGACAUAGCUAUGUCAUAUUUAAUGGAUUGCUAUCCUGAAAUGGUUUUAGAGGGUAUGGUUUGUACAGCUUUAAUCAAUAACAAUUUGGCAAUGAUUUUUACAUUUACUUGUAGUUUAUGGUUAGAUGCUUCUGGUAUUCAGAAUACUUAUAUUGCAUUAGCUGUUAUAUCGUUCGGAAUAACAUGUUCUGCUCUACCUAUGUAUGUGUAUGGUAAAAGGAUUAGAAGAUGGACUAAAUACAAAUACUUGAGUCUAGUGGCUGAGAGAGAUAAAUAUUAA
Messenger RNA from Saccharomycodes ludwigii, 1755 nucleotides. It is a transcript of the gene HOL1, whose product is annotated as Hol1p. Bases 1 to 1755 code for a protein of 584 amino acids. The transcript has a single exon. Gene Ontology annotation, cellular component: fungal-type vacuole. Gene Ontology annotation, molecular function: transmembrane transporter activity. NCBI's taxonomy places the organism in Eukaryota, Fungi, Ascomycota, Saccharomycetes, Saccharomycodales, Saccharomycodaceae. The record is from RefSeq and is a predicted model, not a curated record. Gene Ontology annotation, biological process: transmembrane transport.